Messenger RNA from Closterium sp. NIES-67, 1238 nucleotides. Lineage: Eukaryota; Viridiplantae; Streptophyta; Zygnematophyceae; Desmidiales; Closteriaceae. The record is from the annotation of a GenBank genome assembly.
GACUCGUUUCCCCCCUCGUUCUCCUCCUGUGUUUCCUGACCCGACUCCUCCAACCCACUUCUGGUCUUGUCGUCCGUCUCGUGCUCGUCCUAUCUUUCCUGUCCAGCACUCUCACCCUAUGUUGCUUUGUUCCCACACAUCUUCUCCUCCCCUCCUCCCCUCACCUCAUCCGUCGUCACUCGUAGUUGCUCCGCCUCCCCUGUCUAACUACCUUCCCAUUCGUGCCUUCGCUAUCGCCCCGAGGUCUGCUCUACACUGCAGCCCCUUGUUGCCGUGCCGUGCUCUCCGCGGCCUUUUUAAUCGAUAAUCUUUCGGCUGUAACAGGGAACACGAGCCACGGGCCUUGUUCCUUCCUCUGAAUCUCGCCAGUCAAUUCCGUGCCUCAGUCUCUCGGCCCGCCAUGGCUGCUUCGCGACCCGUCCUCUCCCCUCUCCUCGCCUUCUCGCGAAGGAUCCUCGCGACUUCUCCUGCCGCACCGAUCCUCCCUCUUGGAACCCUGAUCGGCGCGCGCUGGCUGCACGCGGGAUCGGCGCCGUCACAUGCGACGGGAGGCCCGGCGGGGACGGCGCCUGGAGGCGGCGCGACUCCUCCAAGCGAGGAUGGCGGCGAGACGCACGACGACUUUAAACCGCAGAUUAAGGCGGCCGAGGGGGUGCUCCCGGUGCACGCGCAGAUUCAAGAGGACAUCAAGUCGUGUCCCGUGGUGGUGUUCAUGAAGGGCCUGCCAUCCGCGCCCAUGUGCGGCUUCAGCGCUGCUGUCGUGCGCGUGCUCGCUGCUCAUGGCGUAGAUUUCAAGGGGGUGAACGUUCUGGAGGAUCCAGACCUCAGAGAGGGAAUCAAAUCUUUCAGCGAGUGGCCCACUAUUCCCCAGGUCUAUGUGAAUGGGGAGUUCAUUGGCGGGUGCGACAUUGUCAUGAAGAUGCACCAGUCUGGUGAACUCGCUGAUGUACUGAAGUCGCUCAAGGCAGCACCUGCUACAUCUUGACAUCAAUUCGCUAAUCACGGGAUAGCUGCAAAGUUGGCACCGCGUGCUCUCUUUGCUCUCAGCUACUUACCCAAGGAGCGCCAGAUAUAAGUAUCAUUGUGUUUUGUACACACAUUUAGGAAGUGCUGCAAGAUGCGUAGCUUUGUUGAUAUGGAAUUAAUUGUUUGUCUAGAAAUUUAGAACAAACAUCUCGCUAAACCUGCUAUGUACUGCCUGGUGUAGACUCGUUGAGCAAUAAAUUCGUCACUUCCAG